AAUUUAUUCACAUCAUAAUAAGUGUUGUGUUUGAACAGUUAGGAUCUACCAAAAGGAAAUUUUUAUGUAUCUAAAACUAUAGUGCAAGUUUACAACGGAUAGUCAUGAAGAAUUUUUUCAUUUAAAUUCCUUGUGUCAAAAUCAUCCAACAGUACAACUGAUAAAACAUUAUAUUCAACAUGCAUGACAUGUAUCUAGUUUCAUUUAAAUGGAGACGGUUAAUUGUUCAAAAUAGGAUUGACCUCGUACAAUAGACCUAAGUUAUUAUAUUUAAAAAAACAAGGUUUUUUAAAAGUUCUGUGCACACGUGACUACUUUAAACUGCAUAUUUUAAGAACUUUUAGUACAUCAAUUAUUGUUUUGCUUCAAAGUAAAUAAGCCAAAAUGAAAGAAUCAAAUAUUAACAAUGGCUUCAACAAUUAUAGAAAUUCCAUGGAUGUAGCCUCCGAUGAUUAUGACAACGUUAAAGACCUAAGACAAGUUAAUACUCUGCAGGGUACAAACGCUAGCGAUACAGGUAAAAACGUGAAUGCAAGUCGCCAGGACACUGAUGUACAAAUUCAGAUGAAUACAAGUGCAGUUAGAGCGAACAACGAGCCUGUGACUGCCAGAGAUACAUUGAUUAGAUUAAAGCAACACAGAUGGUCCAUACUUGCUUUUAUAUGUGGUGUAAUCCUGACCCUAGUGAUAGUUGUCCCUGUGAUGAUGUCAAAAUCAUCGUCUUCGGAAAAGGAUGACAAGACCGAUUACGCAUUUUCGUUGAGAUUUGACAGAAAAUCGACACAUUCAUUAGUUUUCCUGUCUGACGAUACUACAGUAAUGGGUAAUUCCUUCAGUAAAGAGACUCCGAAUGCUGUUAAUCAUCCGGGACAGUUUAACACGUACAAAGGAACAAUUGGAGAUAAAUGCUUAACUUCUACAAGUAAAAUAUACUUUGAGAUUAAGUUUUCGUACGAGAUAUUAUCGUCCUUUAAGGAUAAUUCAACUGGCUUAGUUGUCGAUGUAGGAGUGAUAAGUCGCAAAAAAAUAGACAAUUACUUCUACGCUGGAAACUUUGGAUGGUCGUUUACUAUUCAUAAUUGCCUUUCUUCCAUAUGCCUUACAGCCCAGCAUUUGAUUUCGAAAACAAAUAAACCAAUCAAAAUAAUGAGUUUGAGGAAUACAGCCGGGACAGCUGUCACAGGGAGACUUGGAUUUUUUGUUAAUAUGAACCGCAAUGAGUUUUCAGUUAUUGACAAGGACACUUCGACAAUAUUGUACACCCUUACAAGGGUAGUAUCUGCUGACAAACUUUGUCUAGCGUUUGGAGUUUAUAACCCUAAAGUACUGAAAGCAAAACUGAAGAUAAUGUAUUCAUACGAUUUCACAACUCUUCCUAUUACCUAUGUUAUAGCUUAGCAAUUGAGAAGCAAAACUCGAGACAAUGGGUAUUCUUACGAUUUCACAUCAUUUUGCAUCAGCUUGAAACAUUUUCAAUGCAUUAGAUUGAAACUUUUCGAUCUUGAAAAAAUGGACUGGUGGGCUAAUAUGACCCUUAAUUCUUUGUAGAAAUAUAGUUGGAACAUUGAAACAAACUUUCAACAAGACAAAAUUUAUACGUUAACAAAUGUAAUUGUAUGGAUACUUUUUUUCGCUUUGAGUCUAUUCUUGCAGACUUCGGGGGCACUUAAUUUCGUGUUUUGUCGUUUAUUUUUUGUCUGAAAGACGUACAAAUUGCUUUUGUUAGUUCUUUCACAUUUUAAAUAUGAAUUUAAAAAGGUCUGUGUGUCAUUUUCACCAAUAUUACAACAUUCAAAUGGUUUUUGUUUAUACGAGAUAACAUCGUAUUUUUAAUAUAAAAUUUAAUGGUUUUAAUUUACUAGAAAUUUGAAUUGAAACAAUUUAAUAAUAUUGUGUGUGUGUGUUUUAUGAAGAUUCCUGGGUAUAUUUGUUUUCAUAUAUAUUUUGUUAUUGUCUAUAAUAUAAUCAGGGAGACGGAUUUAUAUAAUAGCACUGAUCUUGUUUCCUAAUCCCGAUUAUUGAAUCACUUGUAUAUUUAUCGAAUUUAUUUACUCUUGUCGCCAUACAUAACGAGUUCUUAAUCAAAUAUGUUCACACUUUUAAAAUUAUCAUAAAAUUUGAUAUUAAUUUUGUAUAUUAAAUUUGAAUUUAAACAAUCUAAUACUAGUGUGUGUGUGUUUUAUAAAGAUUCUUGGGUAUAUUUGUUUUCAUAUAUAUUUUGUUCUUGUCUGUAAUAUAAUCAGGGAGACGGAUUUAUAUAAUAGCACUGAUUUUGUUUCCUUAUCCCGAUUAUUCAAUCACUUGUAUAUUUAUCGAAUUUAUUUACUCUUGUCGCCAUACAUAACGAGUUCUUUAAUCAAAUAUGUUCACACUUAUAAAAUUAUCAUAAAAUAUUAUAUUAUUUUGUAUAUUAAAUUUGAAUUUAAACAAUCUAAUAAAAGUGUUUGUGUGUUUUUUAUAAAGAUUCCUGGGUAUAUUUGUUUUCAUAUAUAUUUUGUUCUUGUCUAU
Messenger RNA from Mytilus californianus (California mussel), 2508 nucleotides. RefSeq lists its product as uncharacterized. The coding region runs from base 385 to 1398 and encodes 337 amino acids. NCBI's taxonomy places the organism in Eukaryota, Metazoa, Mollusca, Bivalvia, Mytilida, Mytilidae. The record is from RefSeq and is a predicted model, not a curated record. The transcript is spliced from 3 exons.